Messenger RNA from Anopheles stephensi (Asian malaria mosquito), 8870 nucleotides. RefSeq lists its product as uncharacterized. The coding region runs from base 1504 to 2226 and encodes 240 amino acids. Gene Ontology annotation, biological process: G protein-coupled receptor signaling pathway. NCBI's taxonomy places the organism in Eukaryota, Metazoa, Arthropoda, Insecta, Diptera, Culicidae. The record is from RefSeq and is a predicted model, not a curated record. Gene Ontology annotation, cellular component: neuron projection. The transcript has 6 exons.
UUGGAUGUUAGUUCGAUAUGAAAGCCAGGAUGGCACAGAGAGACUUCAUCCUGUUCUAGUCUGUUACUCGUCUUAAACGAUAAGAGCGUGCAUCUUUUAACUGUGGAGUGAUAACAAGUGAGGUAGAAUAAAAGCUCCAAUAGAAUAGAAGCGUCCAGCAGUAAUGUGAAGUGAUAAAAGUAAAUGUCAGACGUGUGAGAAAAAAAAACAAGACACUUUGGUGCAUGUUUUUUGUGUUUGCUCGGUUAAAAUAAAUAUUAGUGCAUCAUCUGUGCAAUCCUGAUGAUUGAUCGAGCGAGCGCACACCCCACCCAGUAAUGUCCGGCUCGGUUGCCUUUUAUCCCUCGGUGGUGUCUUCAUCUAACACGUGGUGAAAAAAGAGGUUCUUCGCAAAUCGGUCUCGUUUGUGUGUGUGUAGGUUCGUUGUUGCUUGUGAUUGAUCGUGUGUCGGACAGUUUAAGAAUUGAAUGAUUCAUGGUUCUUACUGUGAGCACAAAGAAAAAAGGGAUGAGAAAAGGAUGUAUCAAAAUAUGGAGCUCUAGCGGGCAACGUGCAGAUUUAUGCUGUGAAGGAUCGUAAGGAAAUUCAAUGGCUUUUGUUUUAUUGUGACGCUGUAGCUGGACGAUUCAUUGAACGCGAUCUUGAAAAGUUGAUGAAAAAUAGUCAAACUCGUGUGUGUAAAAAAAAGGUUCAUUCUGUGUGGUUAAAUCAGAACACUUCACCGUUUCGUAAGCCAAGAAAAGUACACUAGCAUCCCCUAUAUUCCUUACUUUCAUCAACGCGUGCCAGUAAAGCUCGUCCUGAACGCCUCGCACGUCACCACUCCAGCCCACCCAUGCCACUUGACGUAACGCCACUCACCUUUCCAUGGUCAAUCUUUUAAAGAGCAGCCAAUUAGUUGCAGGCAACAGCAACGGUUCCAGCACCCGGUCUAGCUCGACCCUCACUAGACGGUUGGCAGUAAUUAAGAGGCGGUGUCAAUUAAUCAAACUGACGGUUCUAUUUGUCCGGGAGCGCAAACGCUCCAGUGUGUAUCGUGUUCGUGUCCACACAUCCAAACCUUAUCCACGUUGAUCGAGUAUCGAAGUGGUAAAUCAUUAGAUUCGAGUGCCCUUUUUUAAACGUGAGGGAAUGCACGGCACCAGCGUGAAGGAAAGGCAAAAUGUCAGCAGCAUUACGGUUGCGAUGGAUGAAAUGAAAAUAGAGUGCAGCAUGUGAGUUCACGGUGGAUUACUGGAGAGUUUUCACAUCGUUUUUUUUGUCGGUGUCACAUGCAUUUGGCCAGUGAAAUAAAUCAAUUGAAUGUGUAAAAAAGUGCUAUAAAGAUAUGUGUGCUUGUGUGCUCUAAAAAUAGAAGAUGAAGAUUUAUCGUGCUCCAUGUUAAGUAGUAUUAUAGCGUUAUUUAUAGCAUGCUAAUGCUAUAAAUCUGAUUUUGGUGGGUUAGUAAGUUAAAGUGUUUCUCGUCGUAAGAAAUAAACACCAAGCAAAUAAAAGGAUACCAAGAUGCUUCAAGUAACGGCCGACCGGUUCGGGCGACGGAGCAGCUCCAUCGGUUGCCGAUCGAUUGUUGGCCGGCGGACGUCGAUGUACAUCAACCAAACGCAGCACGAUCGCGAUCCGUUCAAGCUAAUCCUCGAAAUCAACAGUGAAGUGGCGCUAUUUCGCGAUCUGCUUAUCCACGUCGGCCAAUCGCGAGACUGUCCGGAGCUGCGCGAGAAAAUACGAAAACUUCGCCGGUCCUGUGUGGAAGCGUGCAAACACACCGCCGCCCUGAUACUGCCCCAGAUACGAACCGCCAUCGCCGAAGGCAUCCUUACCGAUAACCCACACCUGGUGCUGCUGUUCUACCUUGCUCAACUAUUUCUAAGAGAAUUAAUCAAAAGCCACCGACUGGUGCAGGUAAUACCGAUGGACAUGUCCGGCUAUUACGAAAACCGUGCCGGCCCGUCAAAUCUGGGCAAUGUGAUAAGUCAGAUACUGCUCUGCAAGCAAAUUACGCCCGACUUCAAUCAGGAGGAGCUGUGCAGCAUUACCAAGGAUUCGCAGGAGAUCGCCCGAAUACUGCAGGAGCUGCAGGAGUUUAUGCCACAGCAGGAAAGCUACCUGGAGCGAACAAUCGCCCUCACGACCGAAAUCAACGGACCCUGGCCAGCGAAACGUCGGCGCGGAUCAUUAUACAAAAACAUGGGCCUGCUGUGCUGCGUGUCCCGGCCCAACUACCUAUGAAUGCGGACGACACUGCGGCCAAAUGUCCGCGCGUGUGUGUGAUCAUGUCGGAUCAUGCAGGCUGCUGGCGGGCCCUUUCCUCGCACCGCAACCACAACAUCCCGGAACCGGAGAACCGGCUCGCGCGCACAUAAAACGACCAAAAUGGCCAGCUCUGGUUCCCAAUUUCGACAAAAACCCACCGACCUACGGGAUCUCGUCGUAUGCGAGCGCAUCACUCACAGGUACCGCGUCAAUUGAUGGGUUCAAAUCCGUGCUGCAGCUGCAUCAUUCUGUCGAAAUCACAGCACCCCCAGUGCCGGAAACGAAGUAUCGUUGACGUUUGGAUGUGAAGCGCUUGCAGAGGUAUGGUGGACACCCGCCGGCCAUACUUCCGGAGGCACUUGCUCCUUUCGGUUAGCGAUGACCACAGCCGGUAUAUAUAGGUGUGUGUAUGUGUGUUGGGAGUGGCACGAAACGAAUAACCGAACGGUCAGGGAUGGUGGGAUUCGUGUCCUAAUGCAACACACAAAGAGCGGCAGCAAAAAAACGAAAUGGCCUCUUCCAGGCUGAAACUGACAAAAAUAGAUGCAGGAUAGGCGGGUGCAAUCUCGCCUACCGGCAGCAUGAUACACUGCGGCAAUAGAAAGUGCAACGGACUGUAACGGAAGCAGUGUGAGCACCAAUGCACCAAUAGAAACACACACACACACACACACAUACACCCAGAGAAAGGAAAACUUUACCGUAGACAAGUAGAGAACCGUGUAUGGCGCGAAAUAACGUGCGAGUCCCUGCGAGCGAUGACGAGAAGUUUAUUUUUAGCUUCAGAUUUUUUGACAUUUUUGCAAAUCUGAUCGGGUUGAAAAUUUCGUUUAAGGUGAUACGAAAGUGAUUUAAAGAAAAGAUGGGGUUUUGAAGUAAAAUUUAUUUGUGGUUUAAUUUGAGUUCAAUUUUAGUUUAAAUUAUAUUAAUUAAAAUAGGUUAACUCCUAACGUUACAAGCAAACCUUGGAUAGGAAGCAUAAGCAUUCCAAGCCAUGACUCCAACCAUUUCCAUUGAGCGCCCUCAACAUCAUGAUGGGGAUGAGUUUCCCCUCAGAUUAAUAGAAUUGCUGCUAUGCAGCUAAUAAAAACUUUCUCCUGUUAGAUUUAUUGGAUGGUGAUAACUUUCGACAAACUCCGGUAUCUGGGUGUUAACGAUAUUUUUUUAAUCUUUUCGCUAGGUGCGCAAGUAAGUAACGAACGUGUUUUGGAUUUUUUUCAUUAUUAUUUUUAUAUUUGUGUGUCUAGGCAAAUUUGCGAAAAAAAAACACUGGGUUUUUUUUUCACAGAACAAAGAAAAAAGGCCUCUCCUUAUUGAAAAAAAGUGAAAAAACUAUGUAUAAUGUUCUUAAUGAAGGUAGCCCCUCUACAUGUCAAAUUUCGAGGCUCUAUCCCUAAACAAACAGCACAACCUUAAUGCUCAUCCUGCAUUUUCAGAUAUAAUGUCUCCAAGAACACUUUCUUGAUAUGUUUCAUAAUUAUUAACAUUAAAGCUAAUAAUUAAAGUUUAUCUGAAAUUUGACAAGGCAAUAUCAUUAGUUUUAGAACAUUCCAAAAACUUGUACCGCUUAAAACAACACCUUUGAACAUAUUUAAAAUGGGAAAAUACAGUUUUUUCACCGUGUGCUAGCUUGAUUUUGAACCAUUCAAUUGGUUCUGAUAGCAGAUCAAUUCCAAGCUAAAAUUUCUCUACCAGCCCAACUAAUUCCUAAACGUUUGUUACUUUGACGCGCACCUAAUAUACUAUCACCCACAGCCUCCCGUUUUAUAACAACUAAGCGUAACAAGCAAAACAGAAUACAGUCUAUAGAGCUGUUCCCAGCAUGUCCAGUAAUGUAUGCGCGCUCGGUUCGCUUUAUUUACAUAAUUAAAUGUCAGCUAAUGCACCAUUGUGCCCUCCGAAUGUCGGUCGAUAAUGGUGCUGAUAAACUGAUCCCCGAGCAACACACACACACACACACGUACAUGUACGUGCAUCUAAUACACUAAACUGAUUCGUAAUUAUGCCAUUGUGUGGGCUUUCCACCAUGCUGUGACGCUAUUUUUGGAUUUUUCAUGAUGAAUAAGAGACGUUUUUUCACUAUUCAUAAUGGCCACCUAAAGUGUGUGCGUAGGCUUAAGCCACUGAUAAUUGGUUUAUAGCAGCAACAAACAGAGAAAAACCUAUAAUCAAUUCCCCGCGAAUGGAAAGUAAAAAUAACUCUCGUCGAGUUUUGUUCUCGCCUAAUUAUGUGUACGCUAUCGCACUUCCGUUGCUUGUUCCUGUUGCUCCAUAAUGGUGCAUCAAAUUGAUUGAAGCUAUUGAUAAGUAAGCGGCUGCCAGAAAGGCCACCAUACAACACAAGUACACAAAUGUAAGCAAAGGAAGCAGGUAAAUACAUUACGUUUAACUUGCAGCCUUAACCCAACAAUACCGAAUACCGAAUCAUAAUCAUUAAUCAAAUGCCACCGGCAAUGAAACCGCGUGCAGCCGAGCAAGCGUUUUGGGCCACUCCGAACCAUCCAACGAACAUCAGAGCUUGCUCGCCGAAUGUUGUGGGUAUUUGUUUAGCGCACGGGAAGGAAGAAAAGAAACCGGGGCCCAGGGGCGGACCCUCGGCACACAUUAAUAUGCUACCGAAACCGAUGUUCAUUUGUUGCUCGUUUGGCUGUGUUUGGUUGCUUUUCCGUGCGCCGAAGCUUUUAAUGGAAGUUUAAUCAAGCGGAAAAAUAUUACCCUUCAUUGACCACCCAUCUGCCCCGUACCCACCUAGAAUGAUUUCAUUAAGGGAUUUCCGUCUCCGGCCGGCUUCCGGGGCGAGAGCAACAAUCAUUUCAAUAACCAUAACCUCCUAAUGACCGGCGUAAAUAUUGGAUUAGAUUAGAAUUAGCGGGCGCGUGGCGGUGGCUGGUUGCGUUCUGGUCCGAUUUGAUCGGCAGCUGGCAGGUAGUGCUUUUACAGUUCUAAUUGUGUGAUUUGGGUCCGGAAAUGUGAAUUUUAAUGUUUUGGGUAAAGGUGCGUUUUUGUUUCACAUCAAAUCCACUAAUUAAUGUACUAGAUGUCUUUCCCUGGCUUUGCUGGUAGCGUUAUGGAGUUUGGCAUGGAAUUAUAAUUGAAUUUGUUCCCUUAUUCUAAGCCAUUUGACAUAUUUUUCAAUUUUAUUUUCAACGGGGAAAAACGUAUGAAAGAAACGGACUAAAAGCAUAAAAAACCAUCUAAUAUUAGUCGUUGCAUUCACCAAAAUUCACUCUUGUAAAUUAAUGACCGUUAAAGGUCUAGUAUUACAAGCAAGCAAACAAAACAUGUUUCUAGUAGUAAAACAGAAUAAGAAAAAACGAUCAAAAACUAAGGAUGUAAAAUCGAAAAAAAAAGAAGAACAGUACACAGUGUAUGUACAAAAGCAAUAUAUUUCGUAUAUUUUUAACGUUUUUUAUUUUUAUAUUCCUCAUCACCGGGAGUUUUCUAUGGCGACAUUUGAAUCCACAGCCAUAUGCGAAAAUAAAUGCAAAGCAUUAUUAAGAAAAUGUACAUUUAAAUAGUGUCGCUGUAAGAUAUUAUUUUGUUUUUAUUAAAUGUAAGGACCAUUAAUAGCCGGAAUGGGUCAGAGAACACCAUGGAAGGGAUUUCGGGAUGGGCUUGUAAUGUUCGAACCAUUUCGCGACUUUGAUGAAAUUAAAUUGGACAAUUUAAAAAUUAAAAAGGGACAUUUCCGACCUGUGACUGUUGAAACCAUAAUCUGGAAAUUUUGCACAAAUGUUUUUUUUUUUCACCUGUAGAUUAUAGGAUAUCGAUCCGUAUUCUUCUUUCUUCUUUCUUUGCACUACAACCUCGAGAGCUCUGGGCCUACCAUUCCUGGCUUUCUGUGACUUAGUAAAGCAGUCAACCCUGCGUAAGGGGAUGCGGUCUGGAUGGGAAUUGAACCUCAGUCCUGCCCUGUGAAGACCGGCGCCGUUAUUGCCUCGGUCACCGGACCGCCCCAAUUUUAUCCAAGUCAUAUUUUAUGCUGAAAAGGUUCUUCUUCGGUAAAAAACAAGUGGCAGGUCUUGUCCUGCCUUUUUUUUCUUGCCAUGAAUUUAGUUUGCCGGAACUGGAUAGUUAGCGCAGCGUACGGUGAGGCGGACUGGGUGAGAUUUGAUUCCCGGACCUGCCCUGUAUGAAGAUCGACGCCGUUGUUGCCUAUGCCACCCGAUCACCAUAAUGUUUCAUAACUCAUAUCUCCUAAGUGCAUCGAAGCGCUGUAUCCACUUCAUCUUGAGUAGUACCGUGAAAUUGAUACAGAUUCCAGUUGGUCAUGUCUAUUGUCAACUUCGUCUUGAGCAAUGUCCAAAAAUAGUUCGAACAAUAUUAUCUCAUCUCGAAAGCCUCGUAAAAAUCGAACACGAUAUUGUGAAAAAUUCAUUCGUAUGCUAUUGAAAUGAAGUUAAACCAACUAACCGAAUCAAACACGUUGAUUCGUUGUGGCUUAGGGUUAAAAAGGUUAAAUCUUAGAACAAGUCUUAAUACGAUUUUUAAAUGCACUGAAAAAACACACAUACACACAGCUGUAGAGCAAAUUUCGAACUAAUUCACCAGAAGCAAAGGAAGGAAACCACAAUAGUUCACGCGCAGUUUAUGCUCGAACGAUACACAGAAAACGUCGAAUCACUAAAGCAUAAGAUAAAUGAAUUACUAACAGAAUUACCCUAACAACAUUAUUUUAUUUUCCUUUUAUAAAAUAUAACAAACACUAGUGCAUCUUCUUAAUUCGUAGAUCAUCUGUAAGUUGAGAUAGUACAGAUAGCAGGCAUCAAAAGUAUUUUACUUCCCUUCACCUCUUUCCAAACUUGUGUUCUCCCUUCCGAGUAACGAUGAGAAGGCUACCGGUGUGGGCCACGUUUAAGUUAAUAAAGUUUAGUGAUAACUGUGAUAUAGAUGUCCUGUUUGUCAAUUUAAAUAAAAAGAUGGAAAAUGAAAAUAUAUUAUGCGAAAACUCCUCGAUGAAGCAAGUGUGGUCCAGGAGGGGGGAUAAUGAGAGUGUUGAUGCAGCAUAAAAAUUACGUAGCACUGGGUUUGUUUUUGUUUUGCAUACAUUCAGGAGCACUCCACUGUCAAAGUGUCGUAAUAAUCAUAAAGUAGCUGUAUGGCGUAGUGAUGUAACGUACCCUGUAGAAAAUGGUUGAUACCCUGUCUGAUACGAAGUAUUACGCAAAAAAAACACAGACACACACACACAAGAGUAAAUAGUAAAACUCACCCGAAAAAAUCGAAAAUACAUUUUAUGUAGUCAGUUUAAGGGAUUGACAGAGCAUAGAACUGUUUAAAUUACUUUCUGAACUAGGACAAAUUUGAAAUAUUAUAUGAAAGCUAGCAAACUAUUUGUUAUCCAUGUUUUUGAUGUAAAUUUUAUCAUUAAGUGAACAUUUCACGAUGCUAUUAAUAAGUUUUGUGUUUAAAAGAGGUUGAUAUAAAACAAAAACCACAUCACCUCUUAUGUGGUUAGCAUUAUUCAAUUUCGUUAAUUGUUUUAAACGAUGUUUGCGUUUGUGACACAAUCAAGGUAAAAGGAUGAACGACCAUACCGCACUGUUCGUGCACAUAACAUCAAAAGCCUGUAACACCAAUCAAAGUAGAAGCAUUCGAAAAAAGAAUGUAUACUGAACAAAAAAAAGCGUUAGUAGUUAUACAUACACUUAUAUAAAAAAUGCAUAUUUUCACUUCAUCACAAUUAACCAAAGUUCAGCAUGCAUACACUCCCAAAGGAAUCACAAACACACCGUCAACACGAAACCACAGAGUACACCAAGUAUAGCCAGUAUGUAGCAGGAGGAAAACAUUGAGCAAAAAUAAGCAUUCCAAAUACAACUUCACACACACUAACUUACUAGUAUUGCUUCAUCACACAUGUAGACACAUGUAAAGAGACAAGAAGAGUGUGUGUGUGUCACAUAUUGUGCACCGAACAUAGCAACCGUGUUCUGAGGAAAAUUAUGUUCCAGCGUGUAACAAACGACACUCACUCACACACAUUACAGACACAUUACAUGGCCGAAAAGGGGGAGGGAAAGAAGUGUACCCCAAUCGCAGCCAAACCCAAAACAAGAUGUAUAAUGUCUUAUUUCGUGGACCAAUAUUUCGUACGCACGUGAACAGCGCGACACAAGCACGCAACUAAACACACACAUACACUCGUGGAUUAAGUUAUAUUUCAUUGACACGAAGCUGUUGUUCGUUUGCUUAAUGUAUUCUUAUCUGAAAUUUCUACUUAAAAAAAUAUUUUCAUCGAAAAGAAAUUCCCUUUUCCUAAGACUGAUUACUGAUAUAUUACAAUGUUGUAAUCCGUUUACCCUAUCGAGCGACUUGCAAUGUUUGUGUUUUUUUUUUCCUACAAGUUACAUUAUAAAUUUAAGCCACAACACAAAAAGGUAAACAUGAUAAAGAGGAACAGAAAUCAAGAGUAAGAAAUCAAAAACGCAUAAAUCACCCUUUCUUUAACCGAUACUAUAACGCUAAACACAACAGAAACCGAACGGCAUCCAUAUGUACCGCUGUACAAGCAAAGCGCAAACUGUAUAAUCAAAUCAAUUACGAGCAAAGACAACACACAAAACAAACAACAAAAAGAAACGAAACGAGACCCAAUAAAAUGAAAAGUACAUUUAAAA